GAGGCGCGGGUGAGGCGGCGGGGGGGGUGUCCCGCUGCGGGCCCCGGUCCGCGCCCCGCUGGGCCUAGCCGGGGGUGCGGGGCCGCCGGGAAGCGGGGGGGUGAGGGUCGGCGCUCGGGGUGACGCGCUGUUGUGCCCGCAGGUUGCCCGUCCUUUCCCGAGCUGCGUGUGGUAACAGUAACGCGGAUUCCAUGUCUUUUCUUCGGUGGGUGUCUGAAAAGUUCAUUGUUGAGGGCUUAAGAGAGUUUGAACUGUUUGGAGACAAAUGAGGCGAGCUCCGAGUCGAUAGCUCCUUCCCCUAAAAGGGACACCAUGAACAACUUCCAACCAGACAGCAGCUGUUACGAGUUGCUCACUAUCAUAGGCAGAGGGUUUGAAGACUUGAUGGUUGUGAACCUGGCCAAGUAUAAACCCACAGGAGAGUAUGUCACAGUCAGAAGAGUGAACUUGGAGGCCUGCACAAAUGAAAUGGUCACAUUCUUGCAGGGGGAACUUCAUGUUUCCAAGCUCUUCAACCACCCUAACAUCGUGCCAUACAAAGCAACUUUCAUAGCUGACAAUGAGCUGUGGGUGGUGACGUCUUUCAUGGCCUAUGGUUCUGCAAAAGAUUUAAUCUGUACCCAUUUUAUGGAUGGGAUGAGUGAACUGGCCAUCGCAUAUAUCCUCCAAGGCGUAUUGAAAGCACUUGACUACAUCCACCAUAUGGGCUAUGUACAUAGGAGUGUCAAAGCCAGCCAUAUCCUGAUCUCUGUGGAUGGGAAGGUUUACCUCUCUGGCCUGCGCAGUAAUCUCAGUAUGAUCAACCAUGGGCAGCGACUCAAAGUUGUUCAUGACUUCCCCAAGUACAGCAUCAAAGUCCUGCCUUGGCUCAGCCCUGAAGUCUUGCAGCAGAAUCUCCAGGGGUACGAUGCAAAAUCUGACAUCUACAGCAUAGGGAUAACAGCCUGUGAGCUGGCAAAUGGCCAUGUACCAUUUAAAGACAUGCCUUCUACUCAGAUGCUGUUGGAGAAGCUGAAUGGAACUGUUCCCUGCCUGCUCGACACCACCACAAUUCCUGCUGAUGAGCUGACCAUGAAGACCUCCCGUUCGAGUGCUAAUUAUGGGAUGGGUGAGAACAUGGCUGUCAGCAACGUGAGAGCAGCCAAUGGAGAGCCAACCCUGCACCCUUAUCUUCGGACCUUCUCCACCUGCUUCCAUAACUUCGUAGAGCAGUGCCUCCAGCGGAACCCCGACUUCAGGCCGAGCGCUGGCACUCUGCUGAACCACCCCUUUUUCAAGCAGAUCAAGCGCCGCGCUUCCGAAGCACUCCCCGAACUUCUGCGCCCUGUCACCCCAAUCACCAACUUGGAAGGAACAAGGCCUCAGGAUCCCAGUGGCAUUUUUGGGCUGGUAUCAAACCUGGAGCAGCUGGAUGUGGAUGACUGGGAAUUCUAGAGAAACAGGGACUACGCCUGGUUCUGGAGGAGCUUUCUGGACAUUGUAAUUUAUUGGUUGUGCUCAUAAAAGGUGAUGAAUGUUACACACAGAAGAGUUUACAGGUCCUUGGGAAGGAACUUCAGCUGCCUGUUUACUUACGAAGUAGCCUGGAAACAAAUGGACAGACCCGAGCUGGAAAAGGAUCAGCCCCAAGGAGCUGUGGAGUCCUCCGGAUGGUGCUGUGCCCAGAGCUCCAGUUGUUACAGCUGAGCACUGGUAGAUCACGCGAGUGGGUUGAGUGGGUCUCUGUAGUUAUGGUCUCUGUUGAUGUGUUUCUAAAAAUCACUGGCUUCCUCAUAUCACAGUUGAAGGCUGCACGUCCCUACCCUCUUUGGUUCUUUCUCCUUUAAGGUGCCUUAGAGUUACAGGGAGGUGGGCAGCUCUUAGUUGGAGGCAUUCUUAGAGCUCCUCAGAGUUGUCACAGGGUAAGUUUUGACAGUGGGGGGAAAAAAAGGGAUGAUGUUCUUAAAUUUAGUUCCUGCUUUGAGGUGGAAGAUGUCCAGGCACAGGCACUGCACUGGGUGUUCUCUGCAGCACUGCAUUCUUCUCUUCCAGUUCUGGAGUGCGCUUUUGAGGCUCCUCUUACUUGAUCCCAAGCACUCUGAGUGCCAGACGGGGUGUUCCAGCCUCUCCUCCCAGGGCUGCCUGGGUCACCAGCCCAAGUGUACCCCUUUACAAUGCACCAGCUUUCUUAACCCCCAGCACAUCCAGCUGAGCCUCCCGUUAGCUGGGCUGGUUUCACAGCACCAGCCACUCGCACCAGCUUGUUCUCAGUGACUGACCCUGGCACACAGGAAAACUAAGUUGAUUUUCAUGCAGAAUUCUCCUGCUCACAACUCUUUGAACAUAAUGUACAGAAUUCUCUUCAGCCUUCCAUUACCAUUGCUGUUCUGCCCUCCCUGACUGACUGACAGGUAAAAGCGUGGCUCCCCUUGAUUCAUGGCUGUGUGACUCUGCCCUGCUCUUGCAGCAGCGCUUCCCCUUCCAUGGAGUUGGGUUUUGGAGGUGUAGUUAAGGCUUUUAGUUUGACCUUUCCAAGGACCAUGGGUGUUGGAGGUGGAGCAGUGGUGCUGGCCACGGGUCCUUCUUGUGUUUAUAACCUGUACUUGAACCCAGAUAAAGUUUGUUACUCUAGUUUUUUGCCAAAACAAAUAAACUAUUUCUGAAGUUG
Messenger RNA from Strigops habroptila (Kakapo), 2647 nucleotides. RefSeq names its product STE20 related adaptor alpha (gene STRADA). Gene Ontology annotation, molecular function: ATP binding; protein kinase activity; protein serine/threonine kinase activator activity. The transcript is spliced from 11 exons. NCBI's taxonomy places the organism in Eukaryota, Metazoa, Chordata, Aves, Psittaciformes, Psittacidae. The coding region runs from base 313 to 1434 and encodes 373 amino acids. The record is from RefSeq and is a predicted model, not a curated record. Gene Ontology annotation, biological process: protein phosphorylation.